CGGAGUAUCAACUUCAUUAUCUCAAGGAACUUCACUUUACACCAAUACCCAAGAUCUCUCCUUGAACUGUAACUAUUCAUGCCUGGCGCAUAACAGUUCACCUCUUGCAGACUCCUCUGCACCACCAUGUCUAGUAGUACAACGUUCCAACAGACACUCGACUCGAUCAAAACCUCCCUCCCUCUUCAGGUUCAACCUUACCUCACACACACCAACCUACAAUCUUUUUUACGAAUAGUGGUCAUCAUAGCCACUUACCUCCUCUUCCGACCACACUUGGAGAGUAUCUUUCGGAAAAUCACCGGGACGCCCGACAAGAGACAGGAAGAGAUCAAGGCGAGGUUGGAAUUUUUGCAACGGCAAAAAGAAAAAUCAGAGGCCAUGGCCAUGUUCGGUGGCAAGAUUCCAGUCCUCAAUAAAGAGGGCAAAGUCCUCAAACUGGUGACUCCCGAGGAGGCCGAAAUGUUGAAGGCACAGGGUGCGGCCGUGGAUGGUCCGUCACCGAGAAGUACAAACAGCCCCGGCGGUGCUGGUGCUGGUGCUGGGAAGGGGAAGAAAGGAAAGUCCAAGAAGAAGGCUUGAGAAAGUCAGUACGGGAUACUACCGUAACAGCACAAUAUGCGAAUACAUGACCACAAAAAAAAAGUCAACCGUCCGAGUCAGAACAGACCAGUGUCCCCCGCGACCACCGCGACCCGACGGCGACCCGACGAGACCAUCUUGAAGGAGAGCAAUACAAUGUUGCUUGGUUACUGCUACAAGUGCCUCUGUCACGCACGGAACUGACAAGACAUACUUGCUUGACUCGGUUUGGAACCAUUUCUAUCAAGACAAGAACUGUGAGAGAAUGCAUUCAUCGAUAUGCACUCCAAGCAAACGAUCCACUCCUCAUACUCGUACAGAGUGAAGUCAACUUCGAUAACCCCCCCAACUUUGCAAGCAUUUGACAUUAUACGGAGCAGAAGGAUAUAUUAUUAGAAGUUGAAUCGAAACGACAAGAACCGCCAUAGUGCUCUUACGACUACCAAGGGGAACUCGCCAGGGAGGAGAUAUCUUUCCUCCACUAUAAAAGGGCACCCCCUUGACGCACGUCAUGUCUCAUUACACUUUUGAGAACAAAACCCCUUGUGACCGAAAAGUAUGGACAGUACUAUCAUAGACCCCCCGUAGUAUGCCAAGUUAGAUCUUCAGCAGUGAUACGGGACAAAGUCGGCCGGCUGACUUUUUUUGGCUCCUUGUUUUCUACUCGAUUCUUACUACCUAGAUAGGAUAAGAG
Messenger RNA from Exophiala oligosperma, 1276 nucleotides. RefSeq lists its product as uncharacterized. The record is from RefSeq and is a predicted model, not a curated record. Lineage: Eukaryota; Fungi; Ascomycota; Eurotiomycetes; Chaetothyriales; Herpotrichiellaceae. Bases 127 to 582 code for a protein of 151 amino acids. The transcript is spliced from 2 exons.